Molecule: messenger RNA, 4902 nt
Organism: Sceloporus undulatus (fence lizard)
Lineage: Eukaryota; Metazoa; Chordata; Lepidosauria; Squamata; Phrynosomatidae
Gene: POSTN
Product: periostin
Exons: 25
Coding region: 252-2954 (900 amino acids)
Biological process (GO): cell adhesion; extracellular matrix organization
Cellular component (GO): extracellular matrix
Molecular function (GO): cell adhesion molecule binding
Source: RefSeq, a predicted model, not a curated record
CUUUUAGAAAUACAUAGGGAAAAGGGGGAAAGGACUCUCCGAAAGAGUGUCCUUGUGUUCCACAUUUAUUCAAGGGGUGGUUAAAAACUGCUGUUUCCUCUUCCUUGGAGGGUGGUUCAAAGUCUCAGGUUGAUGCAUUUUCCCCUCCCACUGUGCUGUAGUAUGUAUAUAAACUUUGAGCUCUCUCCAGCCUCUCCCCAGUUCUCUUCUCAGACUAUCAGGAGGACAAGAGGAAGGCAGAGACAAAAGGGAUGGAGCUCCUUUGGGUUGCCACAGCCACCAUUUGUUUUCUGACCAUUUUCCAUCCAGCAGAAUCUGCCACUGCUCACUAUGACAAGAUUUUGAGCCAUAGUCGGAUCAGAGCACGGGAUCAAGGGCCAAAUGUCUGUGCUCUCCAGCAAGUUAUGGGAACCAACAAGAAAUAUUUCAGCACAUGUAGGAAUUGGUACCAAGGAGCCAUCUGCGGGAAGAAAGCAACUGUCUUAUAUGAAUGCUGCCCUGGCUACAUGAAGAUGGAAGGUGAACGUGGCUGUCCUGCAGUUGCUCCCAUAGAUCAUGUCUAUGGCACUUUGGGCAUCGUGGGAGCUACCUCGACACAACAAUACUCCGACUUAUCAAAGCUGAGAGAAGAAAUUGAAGGGCCUGGCUCUUAUACAUUCUUUGCACCAAGCAAUGAAGCCUGGGAUCUUUUGGACCAUGAAAUCCACAGUGGCCUGAUUGAAAAUGUCAAUAUUGAACUGUACAAUGCCCUCCAUAACCACAUGGUCAACAAGCGCUUGCUGACAAAGGACCUUAGGAAUGGCAUGACUGUGGUGUCUAUGUACAACAACCAAGAUCUUCAUAUUAAUCACUAUCCCAAUGGUGUUGUCACUGUUAACUGUGCCAGAAUUAUCCAUGGCAACCAGAUUGCGACAAAUGGUGUUGUUCAUGUCAUUGACCGUGUACUGACCCCCGUUGGAAAUACCAUUCAAGACUUCCUUGAAGCAGAAGAUGAUCUUUCUUCUCUCAGAGCUGCUGCCUUUACAUCAGGUGUAAUGGAUAGUCUUGGAAAACCUGGGCAUUACACACUCUUCGCACCUACCAAUGAAGCUUUUGAGAAACUUCCCCGUGGAGUCUUGGAGAGGAUCAUGGGUGACAAGGUGGCCUCUGAAGCUCUGAUGAAGUUCCACAUUCUGAACACACUUCAGUGUUCAGAAGCGAUCAUGGGUGGGGCGUCCCUUGAGACCCUGGAAGGCAACACAAUUGAAAUUGGAUGCGAUGGUGAAAGCUUGACAAUUAAUGGAGUCAAGAUGGUCAGCCGCAAAGACAUUGUGACAAGCAAUGGCGUAAUUCACCUCAUAGACGACGUUCUCAUUCCUGACUCUGCUAAACAGGUUAUUGAGCUUGCUGGUCCACAACAAGCGACUUUCAAAGAUUUAGUGUCUCAGGUUGGUUUGGCUGCAUCUCUAAAGCCAGAGGAAGAAUACACCCUCCUAGCUCCAUUAAAUGGGGCUUUUUCUGAUGACACACUCACCAUGGACCAGCGGAUCCUCAAACUGAUUCUUCAGAAUCACAUUUUGAAAGUGAAAAUUGGCCUGAAUGACCUCUACAAUGGACAGUUCUUGGAGACUCUGGGAGGAAAAAAGCUCAGGGUGUUUGUAUAUCGCACGGCUGUGUGUAUCGAGAAUUCUUGUAUGAUCCGAGGAAGCAAAGAGGGAAGGAAUGGAUUUAUCCAUGUUUUCAGUGAAAUAAUCCAACCAGCAGAAAAGACUCUUCAUGAAGUGCUGAGAUCUGAUAAACGAUUCAGCACAUUCCUCACCCUGAUAGAAGCUGCAGACUUAGAAGAAGUUCUGUCCCAACCUGGUGACUGGACUUUGUUUGUCCCAACAAAUGAUGCUUUUAAAGGCCUGACUGAACAAGAGAAACAGACUCUGAUGAGGGACCAAAAUGCUCUCCGGAAUAUUCUGCUUUAUCAUCUAACUCGAGGAGUUUUCAUUGGAAGUGGAUUUGAACCUGGUGUGACCAACAUUCUCAAAACUAUCCAGGGUGGCAAACUGUAUUUGAAAGUGGUAAAUGACACUCUUCUGGUGAAUGAACUCAAAUCAAAAGAAUCUGAUCUCAUGGCAACCAAUGGCGUAAUUCAUGUCAUAGACAAGCUACUGUAUCCUGCAGAUAUGCCAGUUGGAAAUGAUCAACUCCUCGCAAUUCUCAAGAAGUUGAUUAAGUACAUUCAGAUCAAGUUUGUUCGAGGUAGCACAUUCAAAGAGAUUCCACUGACAUUUUACACCACUCGAAUAGUUACUAAAGUUGUGGAUCCAAAGAUUAAAGUAAUUGAGGGCAGCUUUGAGCCCAUUGUUGGAAAUGAAGACAUUAAAACAAUAACAAGAGUAGUUGGCAGCACCAUUCGAAAAGAGAUUGAAGUGCCAUCCAUUACAAAGCUCACCAAAGUGGUUGAAGGGGAACCAGAAUUUAAGCUGGUCAGGGAAGGCGAAACUGUAACUAAAGUGAUUCAUGGAGAGCCUAAAAUUAAAAAAUACACGAAAAUAAUUGAUGGUCUUCCUGUGGAAGUGACUGAAAAAGAAGUGACAGAAGAAAGAAUUAUUCAAGGUCCUGAGCUGAAAUAUACCCGGAUCACUACAGGUGGUGGGGCAGAUACUGAGGAGACCCUGAAGAAAUUGCUGGAAGAAGAGGUUACCAAGGUGACCAAACUCAUUGAAGGUGAUGGUCAUUUACUUGAAGAUGAAGAAAUCAAAAGACUCCUCCAGGGAGCUGGAUCUGAGUACACCAAGGUUACUAAAGUAAUUGAGAGAGAGCCAAAGGUUGUCGAGACAGAAAUAAAGAAAAUUCAUCUGGAAGAAACACCUGUAAGAAGAGUGCAAACAUCCAGAAGGACACAAGGAUCGCCGCGGAGAAGAACACGGCUCGUCCGUCCUGCUGCAAAAAAGCAGCCUCCAAACAAAGAAUCUAAGAAUUGAAACUUUGGGGAAAAUAUGGAAACAACAGCAAAAAGUCACAGGGAAAGGUUUUGUUCCACCAAGGAAAACAUUUAUUGAAUCAUAUGGUUUCAUUAACAAUUGGGCAUAUCAUCCACUACUCCAUACAAUCACAUGGGACUACAUACGAUAGAAACCACUUCCUGAAAGUAUGCCUAAUGAGCAGGGAUUAACUCUGAAUGUAUCAAUUGUUUUUAUUACUCAGAACAAUAUAAAUUAAGUUAUAAUCCCAUCUGGAAGUAAAUACAUUUUUAAAGUGACACCAUGUAAACUAUGUAAGCCUAGCACUUUUAGAUCAUCAGAAUCCUUUCAAGACUAUCUUUUUAGGACAUAUUUAUGGGUCAUUAUGAUGCAGACAGCAUUAUCUAUAAUAUUCGGAAUGAGUAUUAAAGCACAGGAUCUUUGUUUUCAUCACUGCAUAAAACUAUUUUGCCAGUGAACCUGCUAAAUUAUCCUGCUUUUAUUCUUCAAAAAUUACUCAAAUGCCAAUGUUAGGGCUGUUUUUAGAUUGGUUACAGGAUACCUUAGGUUCGAAAUUAAAACACACACACUAGAAACAUUGGCCCACAUCUGGCAGAUGGAAGUACCCUUUCCACAGAAAAGGAGUGCCCUUUAGUCAUGAUAAGUGCUUGUGUUUAUCUGUUAAAGGAUAAAGGAUGGCAGGAGAUUGCUUGAACUUAAUCUUUGCAUAAAUUCAGUAGUAUAUGUGUAAGGAUGCUGAAUGUGGGCUCUUUCUUCAUGUUUUUGGAUGUAAGUCAAUCAGCCCAGAAGAUUCAUGUGAAUACAGAAAGCAUUUAUAGACGGUGAUGGAUAGACCAUACCACUUGGCUUAGAAGAUGCUUCAUGUUGUAUUGCUACAUGUACCAUUCAUCAGCUGGGAAGAGCAUUGCGCAUUUAGGAUCAUUGUUUUUCUUUAAGUGUAGAAAAAUGCUAGCUGGAUCCUGACCCUGCAUGUAUUUUUUUAAAUUGUUUUGGCUGAGACAAACUGACUGAAUGUUUCCCUUCCCAACUGAAGCAAGGUUCAUGUAAUUUCUGUACCUGUUAACUACAAAACCAGAAAAUAGUAAUUUGUUCUUUUAGCCUAUAUCUCAUUUGUCGUUGCAGCUUUGGCAGACACAUUGAAUCAAUGGAAGCUUGCUAAGUCAACACGUUAUGUACGUUUUAUUGAUUCAUUGAGUCUACUCUGGUUUAAGGGUUUAGGCCAUAGAUCUCCAUAGAAAUUGACUUUUAAAAGUGCUUAUGGUUUACACCGCUGUCCCUGCCUGAAAUUAUAAAUCAGCUAGACUGACCUACAAACAGACGAUCUGAAGAAGCUGAAUUCAAAAGGGAUAAGUGCUGCUCACUUUAGUGGAACUAAAUCAGAUGAACUCAAACAAUUUUGGCUUGACCAAUUUUUGGAUUUGAUUCUCUGGGCAAAGCUCUCUGAUUUAUGAAAUAUGUAUUGAAAUCAACUGAAGUUCUGUAACUACAAAUAUAUGCAACCCCACUUGAUCUAAUGGGUCUUCAUAAAUGAACAAGUACAUUAAAUAAUCUGAUCGAUCUAAACAUUGAAAAUUUAUCUCCAAUAUUUCAUUUCUGUACAAAAGACAAUCAGAAUGAUUAUGAAAUGUUACUUUCCUCAUGGGCCAAUGAAAUGAAUGCAAAAUUAUUCCUAUUGAAAAGAAUUUGGAAUUGGUCUGGAAUAUUUUGUAUCAGAAAUGCUUUGCUAUUUUCCAUUAUUAAUGUGGGUAUGUUUGUAAAUUGUCAUUUUUAUAACUUGUUUAUUUGCUUCUGCCAUAUUUCUCUGACAACUAUACAAGAAUCUUUGUGACGGGAAUAGCAUACUUUUGUCAAGGAGCCUUAAUUCUACAGUGUUUUGUCAAAAUGAAUUCAGGAUGUGCCUUUAUAUUUCUAUUUUGAAACAAAUAUUCAUUAAAAAUUGGCUAAAUAA